AUGCUACACCGCCUCCACCACCUCAGCCUCCAUCUGCAAGCAAGAGUUAUGACCCCCUCUGGCCGAAGUCAUCAUGUAAGUCCCCGCAGACCAUCAACACCCCCUCUUCCAAGUCAAAGGCGAGGCAAUAUGACUCCACCACCCAGAAACUCUCCAAGAAGGGCAGCUCCCCAUCGAGGCCAUACACCACCUCCACCUUACGGCAGGAAGCGUUCCAGGUCUUGCAGUCCAGUUCAGUAUGUAGAGGGCUCCAACUCCACCAGCAGCAGAUAUUAUGGAGUUGCAUCAAGCUCUCGCAAAGAGGAAAAGAAGAAAAAGAAAAAGGACAAAGACAGGGAGUAUCAUUCUCAUGGAAGGAGAAGCAGAAGCAGGAGUCGCAGCCCAAGUAGAAGUCGCAGCAGAAGCCGUGGCCAAUCACCAAGGCGAAGGCGUUCAAGAAGUGGAAGUCGGAGUCCUGGACGCAGACCCGUGGUGACAGGAGCCAUAGACGAUCAUCCCCAGGACGUGGUGGUACACGACACACACCACCACGUCGCACACCACCCCGUGCUGCAGCUGAUCGCCUAGCACAUGAAAACAACA
Messenger RNA from Penaeus monodon (black tiger shrimp), 582 nucleotides. Its product is annotated as pre-mRNA-splicing factor CWC21-like. Lineage: Eukaryota; Metazoa; Arthropoda; Malacostraca; Decapoda; Penaeidae. The transcript is spliced from 2 exons. The record is from RefSeq and is a predicted model, not a curated record. The coding region runs from base 1 to 567 and encodes 188 amino acids.